AUGCCAAACCUAAGAAGUCGAGCAAAAAAGAAGGUUGUUGUUGAAGAUAACAAGGAAAACGAUGAGUAUGUAGCCAAGAAGGCUAAAUUUGAAAAGGUUGUGGCCAAGAAGUCGAAGAUUGUUUGUAAGUUAUUAUUAAAGUCUACUUUUGGGUAUUAGAAUUGUUAUUUUAGGUACGAAAAGUGUAAGUUAUUUUAAAAUAGGCUGGUUUUAAGGUAUAAAAUAUGUAUUUUUUAUAUUAUGUUGUAUUUAUAUAAUUCAUAACGUUUUAUGUGCUCUUAAUAAUUUUAAAAUGUUAUUUAUUAUCUGUGCUUCAUAAAUCGUGGAAUUUCAGUGCCAAAAGUGAUCAAAGUCGAUUCAGAAUGUCCAUCUCUAGGAUUUGUUGUUUAUCAAGAAAACGGACUUAUUUAUAGUGCUUUGCUGAAUCAGGUAAGAUUUUAUUAUGUUUUCUUUGAUUUUUAGACAACAAGAUAAUUUUUUAAGUCAAGGCGAUGCUUCUGGUGUGAAAGUUCAGACGGAUUAAUAGUUUUGAUGUGAAAAUUCAGGCGGAAGUAUGGUUUCUAUGUUAAAGUGUAAUCAUAGGUAUAAAGAUGAAGGUGUUCUAUUAAAAAAUGAUGUUUUGAUUGUGUCUAUAGCUUUCUGUUUUGAUUCUAUAAAAGUAAAGGUUGUGAUUGAUGUUUUCAGACUAAUAUAGCACAGAACAACAACAAAUUUUACUUGUUACAAGUGUUGGAAAGCGAAAAGUCUCCAAAGCAAUACAACUUGUGGUAUAGAUGGGGAAGAGUUGGAUAUAAAGUAAGUUAUUUUAUCUGUCUUUCUUGAUUUUAAAUUUUUAAGUUAGUUUAAAGUCUUUUCUACGUUAUCCAACUAAAAUUUUGCUAUUUAACUCUAAAAAAGUUACUUUAGGGCCAAACAAAGCUCGAAGCCUUAACAUUGGAUAGAGCGAAAUCCGAAUUCGAAGCCAAAUAUCAUGCCAAAACGUCAAACAAGUUUGGAGAAAAAUUCGAAAAACGUCCGGGUAAAUACGAUUUGAUACCGGUUGAUUAUUCUCGACAGGAUGAAGAAGAACGACGAGAUGAUAUUGAGGAUGAAGCAGUACCUUGCACGUUAGAUCCGAAAGUGAAAAGUGUCAUCGACUUGAUAUCGGAUUUGAAAGCAAUGGAAAAACAUUUGAAACGAUUGAAUUUUGACACGAAUAGAACUCCAUUGGGUAAGGAAUGGCAGUGAAAAAUAGUUUGAAAGUUAUUUUUCGGGUGGCAUUGAUAAAAAUGGCAAUUCUUUUUUAUGAUGAAUAGCUUAAUAAAUGUUUAAAAAUUGUUUUUCAGGAUGUAUAACCAAAGAGCAGAUUAAGAUUGGAUACAAGUUGUUGAGCCAAAUCGAGAAGAAGAUUAAUACCAAAACUUUUGCAACGGAGUUUCAUGCUUUGGUCAGUGAUUACUACACUAAGAUACCGCAUUGUUUUGGGUAAGCUUUUUACAAGGAGUUUAUUUUGAAAAGAUAGUUUUUAGGCAGUUUUUGCUGCAUUUUUUGAUUAUGGCAGGUUCAAGUGGGUUUUUGGCUUAUAACUGAGCUGUUUAUAACGACUUACUACCUAAAAUUAUCACAAAAAUUUACAGAAUGGCCCAACCACCAUCUCUCCGAGAAUUUGAAGACAUUAAGGACGAGCUAAGCUUAUUAGAAGCCCUGGUACAAACCGAAGUUACAGUAGAAAACACGAAGAAACAAAUUGAAAAGGUCAAUCCAUCUGACAGAAAUUAUCAGCGCUUGAAUUGUGGCCUAAAACCAUUGGCCAAGAGUGUGAAAGCCUAUAAAACAAUCGAAAAAUAUUUGAAAAAUACUCAUGGACCAACUCACAAAGGCUACAAAAUGAAGCUGAAGAAUGUGUUUGAGCUGGAGAAAGAAGGCGGAUUCAGAAGUGAUAUUGAUAAUCAGUAAGAGUUUUGUCUCAUUUUGAUUGAUCUUCUAAAAAUUUUAGUCAAUUGUUAUGGCAUGGGUCUAGGCUGCUGAACUGGUUUGGAAUAUUGUUGAAAGGGCUUCAAAUUGCUCCGCCAGAAGCUCCAAUUGUAAGUCUUUUUUAAGUUUUGAUUUUCUUUUUUUUCUUGUUUUGCACUGCACUGCACCCGAACGCAAAAGAAAAAAAUAAAAAAACAUAAAUGUGGCAUUUCGUUUUCGUAAGGCCGCGCCAUAUUGGUUCAACAAAAUUUCUUUUAGGCAAUAAAACUUAUUAUUUCUUUAUUUUAGGUAACAAAGAGUUUAAAUUAGGUUAAUAAGCAUAUAUUUUGUAAAACAUUAUAUAUUUUUUGAGUAAAUUUACUUCCUUUGAAGAUAUGUAUUAACCUUAUCUGAAUUUAGGUAACAAAAACAUGUUUGUGCAGAAAUAUGUCUUUAGCCAUUUAAAUUAUGCAACAUUUUGUUCUUCUUCAUUUAAUCUGCCCCUGAAAAGUGAAAAGAAUAAUAUAAAAUACAUACCAAAGGUCGAUUAAACUUUUUCUGUAACAGACAACAAGAAACAAAGUAUUUUAUGGUUAAAAUCGUAGAAUUAACUCUUAUAACCCAAAAAUAAUUUGAUCAAUGUUGCCAUAAGAUCAAAUUUUAGCUAUUUAUUAGACAAUAAAGCACAAUAAGUCUCAAAAUCGAGCUUGUAAGAGAAAAAACCGACCGAAAAAUAAAAAAAGAAACGAAAACGAAAUGAAACAAGUUAUCGGAAAACCAUUCGAUAACGAAUCACUAAAAAGACAUUGUUUGCGUUUCGGGUGCAGUGCACUGUGCAAUUUGAAAAUUUUCAGCCUUGAAUACGAAACUAUAAAUCUUUGAAUAACAUGUUCUAAUUUCUUAAAAUACAGUGUUAUAUACUUUUCAGACCGGUCAUAUGUUUGGAAAAGGAAUAUACUUUGCUGAUUGUGCUUCAAAAUCAGCCAAUUAUUGUGACGCCAAACAUGGAGAGACUGGCUUUUUAUUACUGUCACAAGUGGCGUUAGGAACUUCUCAAGAAUUAAAAACUGCAAAGUAUGAAGCUUCAAAGAUGCCGGAAGGCAUAAGUAGCACAAAAGGUAUUGGUCAAAUGGAACCUGACUCCAAAAAAUGCGAAUUUUUGUGAGUUUUGGUGCUUUUUUCUAUGGUGGAUACAUUUAUGUAUAUAUUGUUUAGACGGCCAAUAUUAUUAUAAUUAAUAAAAUUUUAGAAAAAUCGACGGAAUCAAAGUAAAGGUGCCUCUCGGCAAAAUCAUCGAAAAAGAAAACCCAGAUGACUAUGAUCUGAUGUACAAUGAAUAUAUUGUCUACGCGAGAGAACAAGUAAAACUACGCUAUUUGGUGGAAAUCGAAUUUGAAGCCAAUGAAGAAUAG
Molecule: messenger RNA, 3344 nt
Organism: Bursaphelenchus okinawaensis
Lineage: Eukaryota; Metazoa; Nematoda; Chromadorea; Rhabditida; Aphelenchoididae
Source: the annotation of a GenBank genome assembly